This is a messenger RNA of Fusarium redolens, 315 nucleotides long. RefSeq lists its product as uncharacterized. Bases 1 to 315 code for a protein of 104 amino acids. The transcript has a single exon. The record is from RefSeq and is a predicted model, not a curated record. Lineage: Eukaryota; Fungi; Ascomycota; Sordariomycetes; Hypocreales; Nectriaceae.
AUGCUUAUCCUGUCUAUUCGGGCCACGCUUCCGCAGGGCAUCUUCAGCGAGCUAUUCAAACUUUCGCCGAGCAAGGUGGAUUUCAUCCAUAAGCCAGUCCAGCGAUUGAAAAUAAUCCGCAAGAGUCCACUAUCUGCCUUCGUUCAUUACUGUGGCCUCGUAGAAUGUCUCAAGUUGGUCAUAGAGGUGUCCGAGUUCGUCCCAUUGCCGUGGGCUAAGGCGUUGGUCCAGGACGUCUCUGUCGCUUUGUGGAGGCUCAUAUUGAUCGCAGAAGAGCUGGAUACGUUCUUUGACAUUAAGAGCGCAUCCAAUUAA